AUGGAUCAUGUGCCGGUCCUGAGUCGUACACAUAGCCGGCCGUUGACUGCCCCCAUGCGGGGGAGAAGUCUCGCGCUAUCGGAAAUGGAUGCACAAGAAUUGGGGUCGAAAUUGUGUGCUAUCCCUUUUGCGCGGCCGUUAUGGAGGGAGUACUCUUUGGGGACGAGCCACCGCAGCCACCUUGUGUACGCCGAUGACUGCGAUGUUAUGGUGGGGCUCAUGGAGCAGACGCAGCCGUCGCCGCCACCGCGUGCCAGGAGGGAAGACGACAUCGAAGACGUUGAAAAAAACGAGACGGAGGGAGAGUUGUAUAUAAAGUCGUUGGUGCGCGCUAUUGAUGAGGGAGUAGUAAAGAAACGCCAGCCUCACGCGAGGAGCAUGACGUCUCUGAAGGAGGGAGCGGGGGUGGUAUCAGUUGGUGAGUCCGCUGUGAACGCCGCACCAGUGGAUGACAAAUCGGCACUGCAGGUGUGGACGGAUGAGGAGCUUAGGCGCGGCCACAUCGAGCGUAGCGCGCAUGCCUUCUGCACCAGUCGCUCGCUCUUAAAUGCGGUGGAUAAGGGGCGAUUCCCUCUGGACGCGAACGCGACGCUCACCGAGACUCUGAAAAAGUUAGAGAAGGAUCAACGCGAGAAUCAGGAUGAGGCAUUUUUGACGUCGCCUGAGGCGGUCUUCAAGCGGGAGAACUUGUUGGAGCGGCUGAUAAGGGGGCCAGUACAUAGCUGGCGGGCGAUCCAUAAUCUUUCAACACCGCCCCCACCUCUUUACAAUCGCCGUAGAGAUUCAUACGAUCCAUCUAGAGACAUCACGAUCGGUGAACGGUGGCGUCACAGGUUCGACUAUGUGAACUACACAGAGCAAUUCAAUAUUGACGAAUCUCUAGCCACAAGAGACCUUUGCCGCAACAUGGUGAUACGACACGAGACAGAUACCUUUUCAAAGCCCCCAUUGGGGGCGCUCGGGGGUAUGUUCAGGAAUUGCAGCAGCCGGAUUUCCCAUGCAGAUGACCGCGCAGUACCCAAUCGCAAGGAGGAGUCUGUGUGGAAUAGCGUCUGGACGCGGCGGGCGAGUGAGAUUGCGCUUGAAAGGGAACGGCUACGCCUCAUUGACGCGAUUCGAGGGUUUGAGCUGCGUGUGGCGGCGGCGGCGCUAUCCAAGGAGGCCGUCUGUAACCUACGGGACAGCCUUGUCAAGGUGCUUCGGCAGUGGCCGUGCAACUACAAGAAGCGCCAUGUAUUUACAAAGGCAGACUUCGUAGAGUGGGUGCGGGGGCGCUACAAGCUACCGCCAAAUAUUGGAGCCUACAACCCAGAGUCGCUGAGUUUAACGGAGUCAAUGCCAUCUUCUGCUGAAGCCGCCUUUGUUGAGUAUGUGUUGACUGUACUGCCGGAUGACCGCAGCGUUAACUUCACUCGAAAAACGCGUAUGCGGUAA
Trypanosoma grayi is the source of this 1434-nucleotide messenger RNA. Its product is annotated as putative DNA repair protein RAD2. Lineage: Eukaryota; Euglenozoa; Kinetoplastea; Trypanosomatida; Trypanosomatidae. The record is from RefSeq and is a predicted model, not a curated record. The transcript has a single exon. Bases 1 to 1434 code for a protein of 477 amino acids.